Messenger RNA from Grus americana (Whooping crane), 309 nucleotides. RefSeq lists its product as uncharacterized. The record is from RefSeq and is a predicted model, not a curated record. Bases 1 to 150 code for a protein of 49 amino acids. The transcript has a single exon. Lineage: Eukaryota; Metazoa; Chordata; Aves; Gruiformes; Gruidae.
AUGAGGAAAGCUAGCUGGAGUAGAAAGAACUUUCUGCUUGUGGCAGGACUGUCACUUAUAGGUGUCCAUUUUGGAAGCAUGCUUGUCAACUUUGUUGCAAAAAAAUCUGUUCGAUCACAUUCAGAAGCUAAAAAAGAUAGUCAUGAAUGAAAUAGCUUACUGCUGUUGUCCUAUAUCAAUUUCAUAAUAGGAUGCAAGCCUCAUGUGAAGAGCUAGAUUGUGAGUUGUCACAGGAAUGCACUGUUUCACAUUUAAAAUAAUAAUCCUUAGCUGCAAAGAAUUAAAAUGUACUACUUUAAAUUUUAAAAA